AACACAGCUUUUCUCCUCAGGACUCACUAAAGCUGUUUGUGAUUUUGAAUAACAAAACGGAUUUUUAACAAUCAACUUCACACAAUUCACACAGCAGCUGAGAGGAGAAAAAAAGAAAUGAUGGAAAAUGUAAUUUAUCACGAGGACGAGGACGAGGACUCCAGCUUCAAUGACACCUACGAUUACGAUUAUGAACACAGUGUCUGCGACAAAGAGACGGUGCGCACCUUUGCCAGCUUCUACCUCCCGGUCGUCUAUGCCCUGGCUCUGGUGGUCGGUCUGGCCGGGAACGCCCUGGUCGUGGUGGUCUACACAUCCAAGCUGCGACUACGAACCCUGACAGACGUGUGCAUCCUUAACCUCGCCAUAUCCGACCUGCUGCUCCUCCUCACCCUCCCCUUCUGGGCGGCUGAUGCCGUCCAUGGAUGGAAGUUGGGUUCGGCCGCCUGCAAGAUCACCUCCUUCCUCUACAGUGCCAACUUCAGCUGUGGGAUGCUGCUGCUGGCGUGUAUCAGUGUGGAUCGCUACCGCGCCAUAACCCAAAGUCCAGCAGGCAGGACUGGGACAGGUGCCCGGCUAAGGAGGCAAUGGCUCCUGGUGUGUGUGGUGUUGUGGGCUGUGGCCAGCUUUCUUGGCCUUCCCGAACUUAUCUUCUCCACAGUGAAACACCAUCACAACCGGAUGGCCUGCACAGCCGUCUACCCCCACAGCAUGGCCAGACCGGCGAAGGCUGCCUUGGAGCUGCUGGAGGUGACACUUAGAUUCGUGCUGCCUUUCUUAGUCAUGGUGGUGUGCUACUGCUCGGUGGGCCGGAUCCUGAGCCGGGCGGCCGGGGUACGAAGAGACAGGAAGUGGCGCAGCCUGCGAGUCCUGCUGGCUGUGGUGGCCGUGUUCCUGCUCACCCAGCUGCCCUACAACGUGGUCAAGCUGUGCCGAGCGAUGGACAUCAUCUACAUUGUGACCGACUGCGAUGUCAGCAAGGGCCUGGACCAUGCUCUCCAGGUGACAGAGAGCCUGGCACUGACCCACGCCUGCAUCAACCCUCUCCUCUACGCCUUCCUCGGCUCCUCCUUCAGGGUUCACGUCCUCAAGACGGCCAAGCACCUUGGACAGAGGCUUAAGAAAACCACAAGACGCGUGAGAGAGGAGCCGGCAGUGGAGAUUUCACUCAACACGUGCAAUCCAACGCAUUCCCAGUCUGGUUCAGAGGACCCAGACACAAGCACCUUCAGUAUUUAAAGCAACACUAUGUUACUUUUACUGAGCAAUUAAGGGAUUUUCAUGUUGAGAAAAAACAAAGCCUAUCAAUCUAUUGACUACGCACUGAACUGAAACACAGCUUAUGCCCUGAUCCCCGGCUUCCUGAACCUGAAGAGCUUCUGCUGUAACAAUUCCACCAAACUCUGUUGAAAAUUCUUGAUAUUUGAAAAGUUUCCUCGCUGA
This is a messenger RNA of Limanda limanda (common dab), 1443 nucleotides long. It is a transcript of the gene ackr4b, whose product is annotated as atypical chemokine receptor 4b. The transcript has 2 exons. Gene Ontology annotation, molecular function: chemokine binding; scavenger receptor activity; chemokine receptor activity. Bases 118 to 1239 code for a protein of 373 amino acids. NCBI's taxonomy places the organism in Eukaryota, Metazoa, Chordata, Actinopteri, Pleuronectiformes, Pleuronectidae. Gene Ontology annotation, biological process: immune response; G protein-coupled receptor signaling pathway; chemotaxis. The record is from RefSeq and is a predicted model, not a curated record. Gene Ontology annotation, cellular component: membrane.